UGCUUUCUUUCCUAUCGGUUCAGUUUGCACAGAGCUCGCUGGCUGCUACAUAGGGCUGGCUUGUGGCUGCGGCUGUCUGAACCAUGAACAGCUUUAGGGGUACCAUCUUCCUCUGGGCAGUGGUAACAUGGGCUAAAAUGGGUGAACUUCUGGGAGAGACAGAUGAGGCUGGAUCUCAAACAUGCAAGAAUGCCUUAAAACUGCCAGUUCUGGAAGUCUUACCAGGAGGGGGUUGGGAUAAUCUGCGGAAUGUGGACAUGGGACAGGUGAUGGACUUGACUUACACCAACUGCAGGACCACAGAGGAUGGACACUACAUCAUCCCCAAUGAAAUCUUCACCAUCCCCCAGAAACAGAGCAACCUGGAGAUGAACUCAGAAAUCCUGGAGUCCUGGGUCAAUUACCAGAGCAGCACUUCCAACUCUAUCAACACGGAGCUCUCCUCCCUUUUUUCCAAAGUCAACGGCAAGUUCUCCCUGGACUUCCAGAAGAUGAAGACUCUUCAAGUGAAGGACCACGCUAUAACCACUCAGGUUCAGGUAAGAAACCUGAUCUACACAGUCAAAAUCAACCCAGUUUCAAAACUAAACUGGGGGUUUAAGAAGUUGCUCAUGGACAUCUCUGACCGUCUGGAGAACAACCAGACGCGGAUGGCCACCUACUUGGCAGAGCUCCUGGUCCUCAACUAUGGCACCCAUGUUGUCACCAGUGUGGAUGCCGGGGCGGUUCUCAUCCAGGAGGACCACAUCAGGUCCUCUUUCCUCCAGGACAGCCAGAGCAGCCAUAGUGCUGUGACUGCAUCUGCCGGAGCUGUCUUUUUUGAUGUUGUGAACUUCAAAUUUGAGGAGAACUACACCUCACAGAAUGCCUUCACCAAGAGCUACCUUGCCAACAGAACCAACUCCAGGGUGCAAAGCAUUGGAGGGGUUCCUUUUUACCCAGGCAUCACCCUGCAGACCUGGCAACAGGGCAUCACCAACAACCUGGUGGCCAUAGACCGCACGGGCCUGCCUCUGCAUUUCUUCAUCAACCCUGACAUGCUGCCUGACUUGCCGGGGCCCUUGGUGAAGAAGUUGUCUAAGACGGUGGAAACUGCUGUGAGACGCUACUACACCUUCAACACCUACCCUGGAUGCACAGAUCUCAAUUCACCCAACUUCAAUUUUCAGGCCAACACUGAUGACGGCUCUUGCGAGGGGAAAAUGACCAACUUCUCCUUUGGUGGGGUUUAUCAGGAGUGUACCCAGCUGUCAGGGAAUGGGGCUGUCCAAGUCUGUCAAAACUUGCAGCAGAAGAACCCACUCACUGGUGAUUUCUCCUGCCCCUCUGGCUACUCCCCAGUACAUCUGCUAACCCAGAUCCACGAGGAGGGUUACAAUGGCCUGGAGUGUGUACGGAAGUGCACCCUCCUUGUCUUCUGCAAGACAGUGUGUGAAGAUGUAUUCCGAGUGGCAAAGGCUGAAUUUAAGGCUUUUUGGUGUGUGGCCAGUGACCAAGUACCAGAAUACUCAGGACUACUUUUCGGGGGCCUCUUCAGCGGUAAGAGCAUUAACCCUUUGACAAAUGCACAGUCAUGUCCAGCUGGUUACUUUCCAUUAAGACUCUUUGAAAGCCUCAAGGUAUGUGCCUCUCAGGACUAUGAGCUGGGGUAUAGGUUUUCGGUCCCCUUCGGUGGGUUCUUUAGCUGUGCGGUUGGGAACCCCUUGGUGGAUUCUGCCAUAUCCAAAGACUUAGGGGCACCUGCUCUGAAAAAGUGCCCUGGGGGUUUCAGCCAACACCUGGCCUUCAUCAGCGAUGGAUGCCAAGUGUCCUACUGUGUCAAGUCUGGGGUCUUUACAGGAGGGGCUCUGCCCCCUGCCAGGCUCCCACCUUAUACCCGUCCACCCCUCAUGAGUCAGGCUGCCACCAACACUGUGAUAGUGACUAAUACUGAGACUUCAAGCUCCUGGAUUAAAGACUCCCAGACCAACCAGUGGAGGCUGGGAGAGCCAGUAGAGCUGCGCCGGGCCAUGAAGGUCAUCCAUGGGAACGGCGGUCUGUCAGGGGGAGAGGCCGCUGGCGUCACAGUGGGGGUCACCACCGUCCUAGCAGUUCUCAUCGCCCUGGUCAUCUAUCGCACUCGGAAGUACAAGAAGAGGGGAUACCAGGUGAUCGAGGAUGAGAGGCAGAGUGUGGCUCCUGGCGCUGCCGAGACAGGGGACACCCCUGACCAAGAGCAGGAGCGAUGUCCAGCCUAAACCUGUCCCAGAACGCUGUUUCACUUCUGGGCAGAGCUUCAAGCAUGUCCUUCAUUCCUUCUCUCUCCACUUCUGCUUCCUAACUAUUGAAGAGGCAAGUGCAGUCAAAAUCAGGUGUAACUUGGUGACUUCUUUAUGUUCCCGGGCCAGGGCAUUAGUACAGCUACGCAGACAACUCUGAGGUAGGGGGUGGGGAGAAGUUGUGGCUUGUUAAGCAAGAGUCUUCCUGGGAAUAAAAAAUGAAGAGGUAUCUUUUCUCUA
Artibeus jamaicensis (Jamaican fruit-eating bat) is the source of this 2498-nucleotide messenger RNA. RefSeq names its product macrophage expressed 1 (gene MPEG1). NCBI's taxonomy places the organism in Eukaryota, Metazoa, Chordata, Mammalia, Chiroptera, Phyllostomidae. The transcript has a single exon. Gene Ontology annotation, biological process: defense response to bacterium. Bases 84 to 2237 code for a protein of 717 amino acids. The record is from RefSeq and is a predicted model, not a curated record.